Messenger RNA from Owenia fusiformis, 491 nucleotides. The record is from the annotation of a GenBank genome assembly. Lineage: Eukaryota; Metazoa; Annelida; Polychaeta; Sabellida; Oweniidae.
CUGCCUGGGAAUUUGGGAAGGGAGUAUCUAGAUCACAGGAUCUAUACACAAAGGAUUCUAAAUUGUUGCAGUAAAUGUACACAGGACAAAUAUGGAUGCCAAGGCUCUCAAGAAACUAGCCAUAGCUAAUUGUAAUGAGUUUGGCAGACGUUGGAAUGAGCCAAAUAAAAGUUGGGAGAAACUAGUUGAAGACUUAUAUAACACUGAUGCAGUGAUAUACCCACCAGGCAGUCCACCAAUCACUGGACUCACAAAUAUCAGCACAUUUUUUCAAGUGUUCCCAAAUAAUCUUAAGGUACACGGCAGUCUCACAAAAGUCAAAAGUGUGGGAGAAGACUCAUACUUUGGAAUAUUCAGUUUUCAAGGAACAAUUGAUGGAAAAGAAGUUGACAGAUUCUCAACUUGUGAAGAAUGGACCAAGAAGAAUGGAAUCUGGAAAUUGUCCAGUGAUUUCUGGAACAGUGAUUAUGAAAAAGUGAAUUACUAAAACU